AUGUCCUUAUCGCUUCCUUGUCGAUACGCUUUCUCACCUGGCUCGAAUCCUGUCCGCAUCAGCAGAAGCAACAACCUCUGCUUCGCUGUACGGACCUCUCACCGGAACACGAAACUGUUCCCUCAACCUAUUUACCUCCGCCACGUCACCAAUUCGGAGACCGUGCGGGUCUGUAGAGCUCAUGCUUCAUCUCUCGGAUCAUACGAAGACAGCAACUCCUCUUCUUCAGACCAAGAAGGUUUCGAUUUGAACAGCUUUGUUUCUGUCGCGGAGGUGCUUUGUAUUGUAUCCUCCGCCGUGAUCUCGGUGGUUCUCGCGGUGAACUAUGCUGUGGUUGGUGAAAUUGGGAGAAAGGUUUUGUCUUUGGGUUUUGUCGGAUUAUUGGGUUCGGUCGUGUCUGGUUCUUGGCUCAGACGACAGCAAUGGAUGAGGAUUUGCAAAGGAACUAGAGAAGGCGAGAAUCCAAAUCUGAUUAGACGGUUAGAGAAGCUUGAAGAGGAUUUAAAAACCUCGACCAACAUUGUUAGAGUUCUGUCUAGACAUCUUGAGAAACUUGGGAUCCGAUUUCGAGUCACCAGAAAAGCUCUCAAGGAACCCAUUUCUGAGACUGCAGCUUUGGCUCAGAAGAAUUCUGAGGCUACAAGAGUGUUAGCUGCACAACAAGAGACUCUGGAGAAGGAGCUUGGUGAGAUUCAAAAGGUUCUGCUUGCUAUGCAGGAUCAACAGAGAAAGCAACUUGAGCUUAUCCUUACAAUUGCCAAGAAGGGGAAGCUGUUUGAGAGCACUAGUAGCAAGCAAGCAAGUGAAUGA
Molecule: messenger RNA, 810 nt
Organism: Eruca vesicaria subsp. sativa (arugula)
Lineage: Eukaryota; Viridiplantae; Streptophyta; Magnoliopsida; Brassicales; Brassicaceae
Source: the annotation of a GenBank genome assembly